This is a messenger RNA of Bursaphelenchus xylophilus (pine wood nematode), 3225 nucleotides long. The record is from the annotation of a GenBank genome assembly. NCBI's taxonomy places the organism in Eukaryota, Metazoa, Nematoda, Chromadorea, Rhabditida, Aphelenchoididae.
AUGUCUCAACCGGCCGACAACUUUGUUUUUGCCGAAUUCCUUGACGUUUGGGGCCCUCAGACAUCGAAACCGAGCCCUCCCUUGACCCCGCCUCCAGCUCAGACACCCAGGCCAUCGUCAGUGGAGAGCCUGUCGUCAGGAUACUCAUCCUGCGACGAAACUUCGCGAUCUUACACGCCCUGGUCAACGGCGUCCUCUCCCGUCCAGCAAGGCCAAUUUUACCCGGCACAAACCGGGUUUUAUGGACAAAUGACGACGUAUUAUGUGAGUUUACAAUUUCCGCUGGUUUUUUUUCAAUCCAAAUAUAUUUUUUUUAAUUUAAUUAUCAGUCAUCAAAUUUUUUUGUCAUCAAUUUUUCGACUAUUUAAUUUUUAAUUUUGAUUUUUCAGCCACAAUUUUACCCAUGUCAGCCUCCGUCAUACAUCCAAGGUCAACUUCAAUAUCCAGCUCAGCCCUCAUUUUAUGGGCAACAUCCACAAAUGCCCUAUGGAAUGCAGCCUCAGCGUCAAAGGCAUUUCUGCCAACCUCAGCCCGAUUACGACGUGUGCUUUUGCUAUCAAUGUAUGCAAAAAUCUAGAAAGUCUUACAGAAAACACUAAUAAUUUUUCCUUUGUGUUUGACCUCCGGUGAAUGCUUAAUAUGAUUUUCACAUUGUUUUAACUUUUUUUCACGUUGUUUCGAAUAUUAUGGCUUUUUAGUAAAUAUUAAUAUGCAAAUUUAUGGAGACUCUGAUUUAAAAUUAUUUUACGCUUAUCAUACUAAAAAUAGACACAAAUUUUUUUCGUCAAUAUCCACUGUUUAAAUUUUAACCUGACAAGUUGCAUGGCUUUUUCGAACGUAGAGGGCGGUAAUAUUUCAACAAAAAUCGUUUUUUUUCCGCCAAAACUGCCAAAGAUAUGGCCAAAAAACUGUUUUUCUCUGUGACGGUCUCAGCGUUGCGCAUGCUCUAUGGGCUGCAAAGAUUGUUGAGUUCCUCGGCUGCGCGUGCAAUGAUUAUUCCAAAUAAGACUUGUCCGAGUUUGAUCUGUAGCCUAUGAGCAAAAUAGGUGCAAAAUUUUAAAGAAAUCUGAGCGUCGCUGAAGCGAAAAGCAGUUUGAUUUUGUCGCGUUACAAAUUUAUUUUCUCGGCGGCGAUGCUCUUCGACGCAACAGGAUUCUCAUUGUUUUCCUGACAGACUGAUACAGCGUUCAAAACUUUUCUCAGACUAGAACAGAACCUACAACAACUGAUAAAACGUUUAAAAUAAAUGAAACGUGAACCAAAAUUUCCUUUCUACCCUUGUGGAGUUUCAAACUAUCAACAGGGGAAAUACUUCUAACGCAACGCUUAGAUUUUGAUGAAACUUGGCACAAAUUUAAAAUACGUUUUUCUAGGAUAUAUGCAAGACUCCUAGCUCGCGCUUUGCAAACACGACUGAGGUUUUCAAGUCAAACGUAGGCAAAAAAGUGAAAGCUUUUUACCGAAUUUUGGCAUGAAAAGUUUCAUCGCUGUUUCUACGGAAUAGGGUAAUGUUUCCCCCAAAAAAAAUAUUUUUUUCCGCACGAAGCUAGCAAAGAUAUGGCCAAAAAGUCUUGUUUUUCUCGGACCGCUCUCCGCCUUUUGCGCGCUCUCUCGUCGGUAAAAAAUUGUUGAACAUCUUGGCUGAAGCGCUUGACAUCAUUUGGUCUAUUUUUUGUUGCUUCCGGGUGGAUCUAAUUACCAGUCCAGUUUGCAAAACAUGCCUAAUCUAACAAAAGAACUCCUUAUCACUUCCCGGUAAACAAUGAGCUCUUAUCGCAAACUCUCGGUGAUUACAAGUCUUUGGAAACUAUUGCCACUCCUUCUCCGACCUAUCCCUUGCCCAUUUGGCUACAUAAACAACGAGAAAGUCAGCCAAGACAACCAUGAGUAAAUUUCUCAUCGCACUUUUGGCCGUCGCCGCCAACGCCGCACCCUUGCAGAAGGACGCCAAAAUUGCGGCACUCUUGCACGGAAUCGACACCACCGCCCCGCUGUCGGAUCAGCAGCUCGGCUGUCUGUUCCGCAGCGGAUUCACCGCCGGCUUCUUUCGGAUCGGCGUCAGAGGAGGGCCGGACACGGUGGGCGUGGAGAAUGUGAUCAAGGCUACGAAUGGUAAGACAUGAAAUGGAAAUAACGAAUUCUAGGGCUACAGAUUUACAGGGGAAGUAGGCCAAGUGCGCAGCUCAGCUUUUCUUCAAAUUUUGCGCACAUUUUGGGCAUAGGCUACAUAACAAUUGCUGAAAAUUUUAGCUUGAGCUUUGCCCAGUGUCGUGCGGAAAAAAUUGAUUUUUUUGUGGAAACACUACGGUAGAAAUAGGCAUGGGACUUUUCAUGCUAAAAUUCGCAGAAAGUGUCAUUUUUUUGCACAAUUUGCAAUAAAAAUCCCUGAUGUCCCGAAGCGCGCGGGCUAAAAAUCUGGUAUAUGUCUUUGAAAAAUGUAUUCUAAAUCUGUACCAAGAUCUGAGCGUCACACAAGUUUUAAACUGUUUCUUCACAGUACGAGCCAAAACUCGCACUUUGCAGCAAAGUUAAUAGAAAAUUUCUAGUAAAAACUUGUUGUAUCUUCAUCAAUUUUCGUAUAUUACCAAAAAUUUUGUUUCAGCCAAGCUUUCCUACGAAGUUUUUAUCGCCCCCAACCCGAGCCUCAAGCCCGAUUCCCAAUUUUCCUCAGCUUAUAACUACGCCAGAGGCAGGAAUCUGACUCCGAGCCGGGUCUGGCUUCAAGUCACUUCGCCCAUUUCAUGGGACCGUAAUCAGGCCAACAACAUCAGAUUUAUCGUUGAUUUUAUUCGAGCAGCUCAGGUAAGACAUUUUUUCAUCAAAAAAUGAGGGGUUUUUUGACACUAAUUUUUUUAUUUUCACAAAAUUUUUCUUAAAUUUGAACCAAAGUUUUAUCGUCAUAAAGUGCGUAGAAUUUUUGUCGCAUUGCCGUAAUCAUUAAGAUUUCAGCGCUCCAACAUCAAAGUCGGUCUCUACACCAACUGGUAUGACUACGAGCAAAUCACCGGCAACUCCAGGGCCAUCUCCAACACCGACAUUUGGUAUUGGCAUGUGAACGCACCCGGUCCCUAUGGUGAGCAGUCCCCCGAACACUCCGAUUACCGCCCGUUUGGCCCAUUUACUGGCGCCGCCAAGGCCAAACAAUACGCGAUUGGAGCGACCAAUUGCGGCGUGGUGCUGAACAAGGACUCUUUCCCGGCGAAUUUGAAAUUACAGCACCUUUAG